Messenger RNA from Talpa occidentalis (Iberian mole), 942 nucleotides. Its product is annotated as antimicrobial peptide NK-lysin-like. Gene Ontology annotation, cellular component: cytolytic granule. NCBI's taxonomy places the organism in Eukaryota, Metazoa, Chordata, Mammalia, Eulipotyphla, Talpidae. The record is from RefSeq and is a predicted model, not a curated record. Gene Ontology annotation, biological process: antimicrobial humoral immune response mediated by antimicrobial peptide; killing of cells of another organism; defense response to bacterium. The transcript has 6 exons. The coding region runs from base 381 to 803 and encodes 140 amino acids.
UUAGUGGAGGCUCAAGCUGAAAAGAAAAAAGAACAGGUGGAUGGUCUGUGUCUGUAUGUGAUGGUGAAUAUGUGUGUGUGUCGGCGGGGGGAGGUAGGAAGAGGAGGCAGGGGCACUUCAAAGAGAUUCAGAGCAUGAGAAAGACUUGCAGAAGGACUGUGAGCCAGGGAAAUCCUGAGCUGCUCCAAGCUUAGAAUGACCCCAAAUACCAGCCAGCAAGGCAAAGGAAACCCCAGUCCUACAACCACACGGAAUUGAAUUCUCCCAACACUCUGAAUAAGCCUCGAAGUGGAUUCUUCCUAGACAAGAGCCAGUGACUUGAUCUCACCCUUCUGGGAGCCAGAGGAAGCAGGUAAUUCAUUGGGCCUCUCUGCCCCACCAUGACCACCUGGGCUCUCCUGUUCCUUGCUGUGCUCCUGGACACCCCAGGUCUUUCUUCCUCUGAGCACUAUGACCAAGCACCAAGUGGCCCAUGUAACGGAGAGCUGUCCUGCCAGGGCCUGAUCCAGGAGGACCUCCAGGACGAGCUGCUGACCAAAAGUGAGGGGCUGCGCAUCACCUGUUCAAUCUGUAAAAAGAUAAUCCAUAAAUUGGAGACAAUGGUGGGAGAGCAGCCAAAUGAGGACACCAUCGCGCAGGCUGCGUCCCGUGUAUGCAGUUGGAUGUCUUUAUUGAAAAAGCCCUGCAGUUACAUUGUGAACAAAUUUCUCAGUCGUAUCUCCCAGGACAUCAUGCAAGGCAAAAAUGCCCGUGACAUCUGUGUGGACCUAAAAAUGUGCAAACCUCGCGCAGGUCCCAUGUGAGCCUCCACCUUGGGGAAGACCAUGGAAAUUCCAGCAACCUCUGCCAGCUCCUUCCUUCCUAAAGCCAGAUUCUACCCUCCAGUUCCUCUCACCUAACUCCCACUACUGACCUUGCCCUCUCAGGAGAAUAAAAUGUCAU